GAGGCGACGGUGCUGCCCUCCGAACAUGUAAAAGUUACGUUUUCUGGACAUCGCAAUUGAACCGACUCGUUUGCGAACGACGCCACCGAAACUUCUCUGAACCGAAUGCUCUCUGAACGACAUACCCUACUUAUCAACAAACAAUCAACAUUAUCCGAGGCGGCAAGAGAGGCUUGUUUGUGUUUAUUGUAUAAUAUGUAUGGUAGUUUUUCUGAAAGUUAGGUGAAAACUUAUUCGUAUUUGACCGUGGCAACGUAUUACUAAUAUCACCUAUAAUUUAAGUACUAAAUCAUUAUUUGAAAAUUGAAUAUAAAUGUAGAUUCAAUUGCACUGCAAUGGAAAUUAGGUUAUUUAUCCUAAAUAAAGAAAUACAAUAUUGUAAAACCUGUUAUCCCUUAUUGAUGCCUCAAUAAUUUUUGUUAAUUUCUGUUAAUAUACUUUAAUAUAUUUUAUUUCAUAUUGAGGUAUGAAAGGUUUAAAAUAGGUUAGGAGUAGUGAGAGAAUUGUUCAUGUCCACCCAGUUGUUACUAUCCUACUUCGAACAUGUUUUCCAUCUGCAAGCAAUCACACCCAGCCACAGCUGUAGAACAUGCCUUGACGUGUCAUUUUUUCAACCAUUCUGAAAAAUCGCUAGUUGUUGCUGGUGCAAACAUUAUACGAGUUUUUAGGCUCAUACCCGAUGUGGAUCCUACAAAGAAAGAAAAAUUUUCAGAGAGCCGCCCGCCAAAAAUGAAAUUGGAAUGUUUGGCUACAUACACAUUAUUUGGGAAUGUUAUGUCAAUGCAAGCAGUUAGUUUAGCAGGAUCUGUGCGAGAUUCUUUAUUACUUAGUUUUCGAGAUGCCAAACUUAGUGUUGUUGAAUACGAUCCUGAAGCACAUGAUCUUCGGACUCUAUCUUUGCAUUAUUUUGAAGAAGAGGAUAUGCGUGGUGGUUGGACUCAUCACUAUCAUAUUCCUGUGGUGAGAGUGGAUCCUGAAGGUCGUUGUGCUGUUAUGCUGGUAUACGGAAGGAAGUUGGUAGUUCUACCUUUUCGCAGAGAAAUAGCAAUUGAUGAUCCUGAUCUUGCCUUGGGGGAUGUGAAACCAGGAAAUAUCAAUGCAAAUAGCCGAGCACCUGUUUUAGCUUCAUAUAUGAUUGUUUUGAAGGAGUUAGAUGAAAAGAUGGAUAAUGUUAUUGAUGUGCAAUUUUUGCAUGGUUACUAUGAACCCACAUUACUUAUUCUUUAUGAACCUGUAAGAACAUUUCCUGGGCGAAUUGCUGUUCGUCAAGAUACAUGCUCUAUGGUUGCAAUAUCUCUUAAUAUUCAGCAAAAAGUUCAUCCAAUAAUUUGGUCUGUGUCCAAUUUGCCUUUUGAUUGUCAGCAGGCCAUUCCUGUUAGAAAACCUUUAGGUGGAACACUUAUUGUUUCCAUUAAUGCUUUGAUAUACUUGAAUCAAAGUGUGCCUCCAUUUGGAGUAUCAGUUAAUAGUGUUGCUGAUGUCAGCACUAAUUUUCCACUUAAAGUACAAGAUGGUGUGAAACUUACUUUAGAAGGAGCUCAAGCAUCUUUCAUAUCGUAUGAUCGUUUGGUAAUUUCAUUGAAGGGAGGAGAGUUGUAUGUACUGACAUUGUAUGCUGACAGCAUGCGAAGCGUUCGUAGUUUUCAUUUUGAGAAAGCUGCUGCAAGUGUAUUAACUACCUGUACAUGUAUUUGUGAAGAGAACUACCUGUUUUUGGGCUCUCGCCUGGGGAAUUCACUUCUCCUUCGUUUCACUGAAAAAGAACAGUCUACAGUGUUGACUUUGGAGGAGAAAUCUUAUGCUCCAAAAGUUGUAGAAAAUCCAACCAAAAAGAAAAGAUUAGAUACUUUAGGAGAUUGGAUGGCUUCUGAUGUUGCUGAUAUUCGAGACUUAGAUGAACUGGAAGUGUAUGGAAGCGAAACUCAGACUUCGGUUCAAAUUGCAUCAUAUGUAUUUGAGGUAUGUGAUAGUCUCCUUAAUAUUGGUCCCUGUGGCAAUAUUUCAAUGGGAGAGCCAGCCUUCUUAUCUGAAGAAUUUUCCAACAUGCAAGAUCCUGAUAUUGAAUUAUUCACUACAUCAGGGUAUGGGAAAAAUGGUGCGCUUUGUGUUCUUCAAAGAUCUUUGAGACCUCAGGUGGUAACUACUUUUGAAUUACCUGGAUGUGUUGAUAUGUGGACUGUGAUUGGAAAUAAAGAAGUAAAUGAUGAUCCUGAAAAGAGUGAAGAUCAGAUGCAUGCCUUUAUGAUUCUUAGCCAAGAAGAGUCAACAAUGAUACUACAAACAGGGUUGGAAAUAAAUGAAGUUGACAACUCUGGUUUCAGUACGCAAGGUCCUACAGUCUAUGCUGGCAAUUUAGGAUACAAUAAGUUUAUUAUUCAAGUCUCUCAAAUGGGGGUUCGUCUCUUACAAGGAUUGGAACAAAUUCAGCAUAUCCCUCUAGAUUUAGGGUCACCUAUUGUUCAUGCAUCUGCAGCAGAUCCUCAUGUAGUAAUUCUCAGUGAGGAUGGCCAAGUUAUUCUUCUUACAUUGCGAGAGACUCGUGGGCAAGGCCGGCUAAGCGUGAUGAAACCUUUGCUCUCAUUGAAACCACCAAUAAUAACAUUGUGUGCAUUUCGAGAUGUAAGUGGCCUCUUCUCCACAAGUUUACCAGAAGAAGAAGAAGAUCAAGGGGUAAAGAAAGAAGUGAAGACAGAAGAAGCUGUCAAAAAGGAAGUUGAUGAUGAGGAUGAGAUGCUGUAUGGUGAGACCAGUGACAAUGCUAUAUUUGAACCUCAAAUUCCAAUUGAAACACCAGCCACUGUUAUUACUGGAGAUGAAGGCAAGGAAAGUCCUUGGUGGCAGAAAUAUGUCCAGGAAGUGAAACCUACAUAUUGGGUUUUCAUAUCAAGAGACAACGGUAACUUGGAGCUGUAUACUUUACCUGACUUCCGUAUUAGUUAUUUAGUGCGAAACUUUGGUCAAGGUCUGCGAGUGCUAUCGGAUUCCUUGGGGGCAGCUCCCAUGCCUGUAUUAAGUGCUGGAUUUAGUGAGAGUGUUGUUGGAACUGAAACUCAUGUCCGCGAAUUACUUAUGGUUGCACUGGGUCAUCAUGGUCAUCGACCAUUACUUGUUGCACGUCUAGAUGAUGAAUUAUUAAUUUAUGAGGCUUAUCGGUAUCCACGAGGCAUGCUAAAGAUGAGAUUUCGAAGAUUACCUCACAACCUCCUUAUUCGAGAGCGAAAAUCAAGGUCAAGAAAAAAGGCAAGUGAUGAAGGGACAAUAGAAAGUAGAGUGUGUCAGCUGAGAUAUUUCAGUAACAUAGCUGGUUACAAUGGUGUAUUUGUAUGCGGUCCGUAUCCUCACUGGUUGUUUUUGACUUCAAGAGGAGAGUUGAGAACUCAUCCUAUGACAAUCGAUGGAGCUGUAACCUGCUUUGCUCCCUUCCAUAAUAUUAAUUGCCCACAAGGUUUCCUUUAUUUCAACAAGAAGGCGGAACUUCGUAUUUGUGUUCUUCCCACUCACUUGUCGUAUGAUGCUCCGUGGCCUGUAAGAAAAGUUCCUCUACGUUGCACUCCACAUUUUGCAACUUAUCACUUGGAAAGCAAGACUUACUGUGUUGUUACAAGUUUAGCGGAACCAACGAAUAAAUAUUACAAAUUUAAUGGAGAGGACAAGGAGCUCACUGUUGAAGAACGCAAUGAUCGGUUUCCUCUUCCUGUUCAGGAGAAAUUCAGCAUUUUACUAUUUUCCCCUGUAUCUUGGGAGGUAAUCCCUAACACAAAAAUGGAACUAGAGGAGUGGGAACAUGUAACAUGUUUGAAGAAUGUCAGUCUGGCUUAUGAAGGUACGAGGAGUGGUUUGAAAGGCUACAUUGCUGUUGGUACAAAUUAUAAUUAUGGUGAAGAUAUAACUAGCCGAGGAAGAAUUUUGAUUUUUGAUAUUAUUGAAGUUGUGCCAGAACCGGGUCAACCUUUGACAAAAAACCGUUUUAAAAUGGUGUACUCCAAAGAACAAAAAGGCCCAGUGACAGCCAUAACACAUGUGGUUGGAUUUCUGGUGUCAGCAGUUGGUCAGAAGAUAUACAUAUGGCAGUUAAAAGAUAAUGAUUUAGUUGGUGUUGCCUUUAUUGACACCAAUAUUUAUAUUCAUCAAUUACUGAGUAUUAAAAGUCUUAUUCUGGUUGCUGAUGUUUAUAAAUCUAUCAGUUUGCUUCGUUUCCAGGAAGAGUAUAGAACUCUUUCUCUUGUGAGUCGGGAUUUUCGACCCACUGAAGUGUACACCUGUGAAUUUUUGUUGGACAAUACUCAGAUGGGAUUUCUAAUUGCUGAUGGUGAAAAAAAUCUUGUUCUUUACAUGUAUCAGCCAGAAUCUAGAGAAAGUUUUGGUGGUCAGCGCUUAUUACGAAAAGCGGAUUUUCAUCUUGGUCAACACGUUAACACAUUUUUUAGAAUCAGGUGUAAAAUCAGUGACUUGACUUCCGAUAAAAAGCAGCUCAUGGGAGCUGAAAGAAGACAUAUAACAAUGUUUGCAACCUUGGAUGGAGGUUUGGGCUUCGUUCUCCCUGUGCCAGAAAAAACAUACCGUCGUCUUCUGAUGUUACAGAAUGUUUUAGUUACACAUGUCUGCCAUACUGCUGGUCUUAAUCCCAAGGGGCUUAGAACUUACAAAAGCUCCAAUAAAUUGCUGAGUAAUCCAGCAAGAGGCAUUAUAGACGGUGAACUAGUGUGGAUGUUCCUGGGUCUUCCAACACCAGAAAAGCAUGAAGUUGCAAAGAAAAUUGGUACUAAAGUGGAUGAUAUAAUCGAAGAUUUAGCUGAUAUUGAACGGCUUACUGCUCAUUUUUGAUUUUCAUAUAAAUUUACUACAAUUGGAUUUUCAAAGUGAAUGAUAGUGUGUGCAAGAAAUGUUAUUUUUUAUGGUGUAGGACACAAAAGUGUCUUGUACAACCUGUGUGUGUGUGUGUGUGUGCAACAUUCUGUGAUAACCUUAUGUGAGCACAUAAGUUAUGAUGGAAUUAUUUAUUUGGAUGCCUUCUUCUGAUGAAACUUUUUUGAAGAGAGAAACCUGUUUAUUAAAAGUACAUAUUAAUUAUAUUGACUAUUUAAUAUAAUUCAUGUUAUCCUUCUUUGUGAAAUGUAUUUUUUGUGUGCCAACAUAUGAAGUCAAGGAUAAUGAAAAGAACAAAAGAAUACAUGUUAAUUUCAUUUUUAUUGAUUGUUUGAGUUCUACAUGUGUAUCUUUACAUGAAUUAUUGUAAUAUGGUUUAUCACAGUUCUAGGAGGGAAAUGAAACUCUUUUCAAUGAUAUGCAGCAAGGAACUGUUUUAACAUUUUAACAAAAAAAUGUUGUGAGUUUUGUAAUGCAUAUACUUUUAAUAUAUUUACAAAUUAAAGGCUUUGUCGAAAGAUCAAUUUAUUACAUAUUCUGGAUUCAUGAAAUUAAACAAGUUUUAGGGAACAGACACUUAUACAUAUUGAUGAAUUUACUAUGUACAGUAAAUCUGGAAUAAUAUUUUCGAUGCAAUAUGAAGAAAUUGUACUCAAUGCAUGAUAAGCAGUGAACUAAUGGGUCACUGUCUUAUGCUUUUAGUUGGAGAUGAGAUACUAUUCAUUGUUUCUGGUAUAUGUGAUGAACACCCGUGAAACCUUAAAAUUUUGUAAUCAUCUAAUGGAAAAAAGGAAAGGAAAUGAAAACAAAUGGUAAUCAGACAUAAAUUUAAAAACUGCUUGGCAGAAAGGAAAUAAAAUGCACAUGAUUGUCUUCAAUAAACUCUGCAAGGCAUAAAAACAAUACUGUUCUUUCUUAAUUUGGAAUAUUAUAAGUCAAUCGGUGAAUUGUCAUCAAUCAUUGUCUAGCAGUUAUAAGUUUCAGUUAUUCUAUUGUUCAUCAAAUGGCAAGAAAAAUAUUACUUUUAUGACCUCCCUGCGUGAAAAGUAAAUCAAAGUGAAAUGUGUAAAUGAACUCUAAAAAAGAAAAGUUGGGUUUACAAAAUUUGAAGCAACAUAUUUCUGUUUUCCCGACACUAAUAUUUAAAUCCUCAAUUGGUUUUCUUUUCAUCUGUGAUAUUUAAACUGGAAGUAAAAGCAUUUGCAAAUAAUAAUAUGCUGACGAAUUCCGACGUAACUUCAUGAUUUCAUACUCUUAUGGUAAAUCUUCCUUAUGACAUCCAUUACCCGGCUGAUGUUUUGAAUCUGAAAGAAGCUUUUAACCACUUGGUACAAAUUCUGAGUUAUAGCUUCACAUUUUUGUUUUUCUGUUUUGUAUUAUCUCCAUCUUUGCAAAGGGUUUUUGAAGUAUCAAUACCAGCAUGUCCAUCAGCUAUCAACUUUCUGAGUUCUUCUUCCCAGCCUAAGCCACGGGCUAAUUCUAAACACCCAUCAUCACAGUCCCCAAGCCAUGCCACAUCUCGAGUGUUGCCUUCUGCAUCAAAAUCCAAACCUGAUCCCAUUCCUAAGAAUGCCAUUACAGAACUACGUUGACCAGCUUUAGUUCUGUUAAUUAAUAACCGUGGACAAUUCUUAGGCACUUGUUCUAUUAAGGAUGCAAAAGGUUCAACUGUAAGAGAAGAACCCAUUAUAAUCAACAAAUCACAUUGUGGAAAGUCUUGUUGGGAAGAAAUGUAGAAACGAUGUGGCAAAUUUUCUCCAAAGAAAACUAUAUCUGGUUUCACUAUAUCGUUACAUUCAUCACACUUGGGCACUGAAUCAGAAAAAACAUGUUCCUUUACCCACUCCUGUUCAAAAGAUUUUCGACAUCCCAAACAAUGUGAUGUGUGAAAUGUACCAUGUGCUUCAAUCAAUUUCUCUCCUGGCAGGCCAGCAACCCGCUCUAGUGUAUCAAUAUUUUGUGUGUAAUGCCGCAACAGUAAUCCUUUCUCAUUCAGAAGUUUCAAGAAAUAGUGGCAGGGUGUUGGCUUGAAAACACCUGGAUACAACUCUUUGGCCAGAGCAAAAAAUGGUUUUGGAUUCUCUCGAAAGAAUCCAAUUUCAAAUAUAGCAGUGGGAUGUGGUAAAUUGUAUUUGGCUAAAUUAUCAUACAGCCCUGACCCUGGAGAACGGAAAUCUGGGAUUCCUGAGGAAGUGGAAAUACCAGCACCAGCCAUUGUAAUUAUUUUUUUACAUUUUCCAUCUUUAAUAAAAUUUAUUACGCCGUGGAUGGACACGUCAUCUAAAAUCUUGGGUUUACGUUCUUCUGCAUCAUCGUUUUCAUGUAGUCCUAAUUUCUGAACCAUGUAGCGGCGAAGCAUUUCAAUGGUACUUCCACCUUCAUCGUCUGACGACUCUGAAGUGUGUUCAUCUUUAGGAAUAACGUUGCUCGAGCUUGGUGCCGACACACUACUGGCACCAGCCUUCUCGUCGCCUUCGGAUUGCGACGAAUCAUUCUCUGUCUCUUUUUUACUAGACAUCUGGUGCGUAAUAACCAAAGUGACACUAAUCGGUGCUGGUGCUUAAGGUAUUUAACUGCGUAUCCAUCCGUGAUUGAUGAUAGAUUGUUAGAUGUUAGGGUGACAAUUGUCAUAUUGGCUGCAUUGCUCACGAUUCAAUGCCGGCAACGUGCAUCAGCGUAAAUUUCAAAUAAAUAAUUUUUAAUGUUUCUUUGCCUAGGUAUACAUACCACAUGUUUUUUUCUAGUGCCUAACUUUUGGUUUCAUAAAGCUGGUUGUAUGAAGCAAACUAUAUAAAAACUCUCAAAGCGAAGGCCAGCG
Molecule: messenger RNA, 7684 nt
Organism: Gryllus bimaculatus (two-spotted cricket)
Lineage: Eukaryota; Metazoa; Arthropoda; Insecta; Orthoptera; Gryllidae
Source: the annotation of a GenBank genome assembly